Molecule: messenger RNA, 1608 nt
Organism: Dimorphilus gyrociliatus
Lineage: Eukaryota; Metazoa; Annelida; Polychaeta; Dinophilidae
Source: the annotation of a GenBank genome assembly
GUAUAUGUUUAAGAAAUAGUGAAGAGGAAGAUUCAACAUCUUUGAUUAAGCUAUGUUUAUUGAACUUAUUACAACGUUAUUUUUAUUAUUUACAUACGGUGAUUGUUUAAGAACGAAUAAACAGACAUGUGAACUAUGCAAAUCGUUCCCUUGGAAAGAUUGGACUGAUCAAUCGCCUUGUUCAUUUAUUUGUCCAUGGUUAGAAAAAAGAAACGAAUGUCGUAAUAACAAUGGAGGCUGCGAACAAAAUUGUUCAGAUAAAAUGGAUGGCUAUAUCUGUUCCUGUAAUGAUGGAAAAAUUCUAUCUGCUGAUAAUCAUAGUUGUCUAGACGCUUUUUGUUGGCCAAACAUAAAAAAAGAUAAUGAUCGUUGCGACUGUGAAGAGAAUUUCAUUAGCAAAGGCCACUAUUGUGACAUGGCUAUAACGGGUAUUAAAAUAUUAAAAUAUGUAACUUUACAACGGUUUCUUAUCUUUUAUACCUUAUUUCUAUUUAGAUAACACUAAGCCACAAUAUAAAAAUUGUAAAAUAACAAUAACUUCUCAAGAUAAAAUUUCUUCAAAAGACGACAAUAAUUGGUGUAUAGACAAAUCUCCUUUGUCGCAAUUUAAUUCAAUACCUGUUAAAGUCUCUUAUCUUAUGGAAAUUGCAUUUAAAAGUAUUAAUACCUCGAUUAAUUUUAAUAAUGAUAAGUUUACUUUAGUAAUCUCAAAUUUUGGUUUAAUUGAUGCGAAUAUAAUCUUUACUAGAAGGGAUUAUCACUCAAAGGAAUUAAUUGAUAAGAAAGAGAUUAAAGAAUCAAACUGUAAGCCAUUAAUCUAUUCAAAAAAUAACCCUGUCAUAAACGUAAUUUGCUCUGGAAAUUAUGAUUUUUCCAAUGUUAAAAGCGAUGAAAUAUUCUGCAUUGAAUUCAAGUCGUCGUCUGGCGGUUUUGCUGUGUUUAAGAGAAGAAAUAUUUCAAAUAACUUGAAUUCAAUUGUUAAACAAUAUUUCGGUCCAAUCAAUAAUUUCGUUACCCAAUGUGUAAACAUUAACGUACCACCACAACAUUGUUCCUUCACUAAUAAGUGUUCAGAUAAGCCUCUUGAGGUUAAAUGUAACGGUGAUAAUGAAGUAAUUGUAAUUCUCUCAGGCUGGAGUGACCCAAUUUAUCCAGAUUUACAAGUUUGGAUUACUCGUGAAAAUAUACCGAUUGCUACAGCUAGAAGACUUGCAAUUAUCAGUAAUAAUGUAACGGAACCCUAUAUUGAAUCAAAAGAAUAUUCCUUGAACGGUAAAUUGGAAGAGGGCCAUGUUAAAAUUCAACUAGAACUUAAAAAUUCAAAUAAUGACGUCAACACACUUAAUGCCUAUAUUAGAGUUAAAAAAGUUUCUACGAAAGACAAAGUAGACUUUCAAUGUACAAAAGUUCCAUCACUGAAAAUCUUUGAAGAUGAAACAGUUGAAAACCUGCCUCAAUGACAUUUUAUAAAAAUAAAUUUGUUUAAAAAUAGGCUUAUGAAAGGAGAUUUUAUAUAAUAAAAUCAAUUAUCAACUAUGUAUAUUCAAUAAAAUCUUAUUGUACUUUUGAACAGAGAAGCUACAGAUUUCAGUCAUUUGUAAUUCUUUU